AUGUUGCGCGAAGUCAAGGCAAAGAACCCGCGCACUGCGCGCAUCCUCAAGGCGCGCGAGCCCCAACUCAUCGAACCCCCAAAGAAGACUCUACUGCUGCACGGCACAAAAUGCCCCCAGUCCCUCGACACCGUCUUGAAGACUUUCCACUCCCUCACAAAGCCCAAUUCCGUCCUGUUCCACAAGAAGAAUGAGAACCUUCACCCCUUCGAGAACACCGAGAGCAUGGAGUUCUUGGCAAACAAGAAUGAGUGUGGUCUGGUAGUCUUCGGAAGCAGCAACAAGAAGCGCCCCAAUUGCGUUACUCUCGCCCGAAUUUUCAACUCACAAACUCUUGAUAUCUGCGAAUUGAUUCUUCUCCCUCCCGCUGAUAAGAACGCCAUCCCACCCAUUAACGAGCUCAACAUGCCCGUUGGACUCGGCAUGCGGCCAAUGAUGCUCUUCUCUGGUAGCCCCUGGGAGGACCCGACAUCCUCUUCGCACGUUAUGCUGAAGAGUUUCUUCCUCGAUAUGUUCAAGGGUGAGGAAACCAACCAGAUCGACGUUGAGGGUCUCCAGUACAUUUUGAUGGUCGGCGCUGAGGAGCCCCGCGACAAUCUUUCUCCUGUCAUCCACCUGCGGUGGUACAAGGUUAUUACCAAGCGCAGCGGCCACAAGCUGCCUCGCGUUGAGUUGGAGGAGGUUGGUCCCAAGUUCGACUUCAAGAUCGGCCGCCAGCGCCCCGCUACCCCCGAGGCCAUGAAGGAGGCCAUGAAGCAGGGCAAGCGUCCCAACGAGGAGAUGCGCAACAAGAAGAACAUCACCCUGGACUCUAUGGGUGACAAGAUCGGUCGUGUCCACUUGGGCAAGCAGGAUCUGGGCGGUCUUCAGACCCGUAAGAUGAAGGGUCUCAAGCGUCGGGCGGGUAUUGACUCGGACGACGAGGAUGAGGACUUGGAGAUGAUGGAUGUGGAUGAGAUUUUAGAGGACGAAGGCCACAAGCGGGCUCGUACGGACUAG
Messenger RNA from Penicillium subrubescens, 999 nucleotides. RefSeq names its product rRNA-binding ribosome biosynthesis protein RPF2. The record is from RefSeq and is a predicted model, not a curated record. NCBI's taxonomy places the organism in Eukaryota, Fungi, Ascomycota, Eurotiomycetes, Eurotiales, Aspergillaceae. Gene Ontology annotation, cellular component: nucleolus. Gene Ontology annotation, molecular function: rRNA binding. Gene Ontology annotation, biological process: ribosomal large subunit assembly; maturation of LSU-rRNA from tricistronic rRNA transcript (SSU-rRNA, 5.8S rRNA, LSU-rRNA). The transcript has 2 exons. Bases 1 to 999 code for a protein of 332 amino acids.